AGUAGCGGUUCAUUUUGCCAGCAAGCAAGCUAGCUAGCUCACUUAUCUUGGUUUCACAUGAUAAAUUAUCAAUUUUACACUGCUAACUAGUAGUGCAAAUAUAAUGACUGCUUUGGAUGCUUCUGUUGAACAAAAAUCAAUUGGAAAAAGUUUGCUGGAUAACUGGGUAGAGGAGGUGAGUUAGCUUAGCUCCUUGGCACCCCGCACUUUCACAAAGUGCAUGGACACUGUCCUGGCACCUCUCACGUCCCGAGGAUUGUUGAUCCUCAAUUACCUGGACGAUUGGCUGAUUUGUACCCCAACCAGGACCUGUCAGACAGAAACAUGCUCCUGACCCACAUCGGCGGGCUAGGCAUUACUGUAAAUGACAAGAAGAGUCGUCUGACUCAGUCCUCAUGAGAGCACGCCUGCCCACCAGAAGGGUUCAGGUGAUCUUAUCUUCCCUCGAGGUGGGGUGGCACUGUUGCUCCUUUCUCUCAGGUGGGGUGGGGAUGCUGAGGAUGUAUCGCCGGGAGCUGGUCAGUACAGACGCUCCCAGAUCGGCUGGGGGGGUGUGACCAAGGGCAGGUCGGCCAGCGGCUGUUGGCUACACCGUUGGAGCGGCAGGCACAUCAAUACACUAGAGUACUGAGCUGUACUGCUGGCCCUGCAGUCUUUCCUUCCACAUCUGAAGGGAAGACAUGUCCUGGUGAGAACGAACAACACCACAGUGGUGGCUUACAUCAACCAUCAGGGUGACCUGAGGUCCCAUUGCCUCCAUCUUAUGGCACGGGAGCUCCUUCUCUGGGCUCAGGGACGUCUAGUGUCUCUACGCGCAGCACAUGUACCUGGCAUCCUGAAUGUGGCAGCGGAUAUGCUCUCGAGGGAGGGCGCACCACCUUGGGAUUGGAGCCUACAUCCCCAGGUCGUGCAGCACCUGUGGGACAAGUUUGGAGGUGGACCUGUUUGCCUCCCUGGGCAAUGCACACUGCCCACCAGGGCCUCUGAACUUGGAUGCUCUGGCUCACGAUUGGCCAGGGCUGGAGCUUUACGCAUUCCCCCCUCUUUUUCCCCUGAUCCAGGCUGUGCUGGACAGGACCAGGAUGGCGGAGCAUUGUCAGCUGCUGGUGGCCCCAUACUGGCCCAGACAACCCUGGUUCAGCCUUCUCCUGUCUUUGUUGUCUGGGACACCUUGGCAACUGCCUGUGAGACCCGAACUGCCGGCGUCUGUGGCGUCUGAGACCGCACCACCUCAGUCUGUGGGCUUGGCCACUGAACUGCACCAAUGGUUCAUGUUAGGGCUACAGGAGGGUGUAAUGUACACCAUGCAGAGCGCAAGAGCACCGGCUACAACCGCAGCAUACCAGUUGCGCUGGCGGUUGUUCUGCUCCUGGUGCACUGGUAUUGAGGUUGUGCCCGAGUCAUGCGGGGUGCAGUACGUCCUCCAAUACCUGCAGUCAUGCUUGGAUGAGGGCUUGGCAGCCUCUUCACUGAGAGGGUAUUUGGCCGCUAUAUCUACCAGGCAUGUGGGGUGGAUGGACAUGCCAGUGGGGCAUUAUCCCUUGGUCUCCAGGUUUAUGAAGGGGGUUCGUCGCCUGUGUCCAUCUAGGACCCGCUCAAUGGCGAACUGGGAUCUGGAUGUGGUCUUGGCAGCUUUGGCAAAGCCGCCUUUUGAACCUUUGGAGUCUGCCUCCCUGAAACACCUCUCUAUGAAGGUGGGUUUCUUGGUAGCGAUUACUUCCAUGAAGAGGGUGGGUGAGCUCCAUGCUUUUUCGGUAAGUUCUACCAGGUGGACCCCGGUGGGAGGAGUAUCUCUCCGUCCCAACUCUUCAUUCCUCCCGAAGUUUCUGCUUACGACCCCCUGGCAGUGGCAGGGGAGUCUGGGCCUCCCUCCAGCAUGCUGUGCCCUGUGCGGGCACUGGCUGCCUAUGUGGAGCGGACACGGUCAGUGAGAACAACAGACCAGCUCUUUGUAUGCUAUAGUGAGAGACUCCUGGGGGCUGGGCUAUCAAAGCAGAGGCUCUCUCACUGGAUCGUGGACACGAUAACGACAGCAUACCACCUGGCUGGGAGGCCAGUGCUGGGAUCUGUGGUGGCACAUUCAAUACGAGGUGUGGCUGCGUCCUGGGCACUACUGAAAUGAGUGCCCCUUGCUGAUAUCUGUGCUGCGGACAGCUGGGCUUCCUCUUGCACCUUUUUACUAGGUAUUAUCAGGUAAAUGUGGCACCUGCCUCUGCGAUUGGUUCAGCAGUCCUGGGCGGCGCCUCCUCUUCCCGGGACCCCCCUUCCACAUUGACGGCCUCUGCGUCUCGGGCCUGCGCUGGGACUUUGCCGCUGGCUGGCCAGGCCCCUCUAGCACCGACUAAUCUGCAGGCCACUGCAGUCCUUGACAACGAGAGCCACAGAGCGCACAUCCACAACAAUUGACAUAAGGGGAUUCUUACUGGAUCUGUCAUCCCAAGGGUCAUGGGGUGAGACAAAGGGGCCUCAUGGGAGAUCUUUUGGAAAAAUAUCUAAUCAAGUAAAUAAGUGAGUGGACACAUGCGGAAUUCAACCACGAGCCUCCCGAAACACAGCUCUGCUCCACCACCAAAGAGGACUACAGAGUCGAAGGCUUUCAGCCUUCCCUCGCUCCGCCUCUAAAGGAGCAUGACUACAAAGGCGAUCAGGCAGUUACUUUUUGGAGUGAGAAUCAUCAGCACAUACAGGAGAGCACGGACAUAUUUUCUUCACGACACUCGUAAUCUGAGAGGCCCAGAGCUCCACAUCUACUGACAUGCAAUGCAGUCCUCCACCAAGAGAAUAAACAGGAUGGGAAUCACAAGAUCACAUUUACCAUUCUUUCGCAUUCCGUCGUCUAUCAAACAAUACUGAAUAAGUGAAGCCAUUAAAGAUAAUGCUGACAACACAUUCAUUACUCAUUGGGG
Messenger RNA from Salmo salar (Atlantic salmon), 2906 nucleotides. The record is from RefSeq and is a predicted model, not a curated record. Lineage: Eukaryota; Metazoa; Chordata; Actinopteri; Salmoniformes; Salmonidae.